UCCGAAACAAAAUGGCCGCCCUCAUGCUGUCUCGACACUCACCAUGGCGUGUUUCCUAUGUAGCGACCAGGUGUCUCUCCUCUGCCCCACUUCCUGCUCAAAAGCUGGAUGGAUCUACUGAUACUGGAGAUAUAAAACGGCCAUCACAAAGCCUCCUGGUUGAUCCACUGAAGCAUCCAGACUACUUCUGUAUGAACGAGUUGCUCUCCAUAGAGGACAUGUUCAAGGCAAGAGUGCAUCUGGGCCACAAGAAGAAAGUCCGAAACCGCUUCAUGACAAACUACAUCUAUGGCACGAGGUUGGGAAUGGACGUCAUUGAUCUGAAUGCUACCAAACCAUUGCUGCGACGUGCUUUAAAUUUUACUGCACAUGUCGCGUACCGGGGUGGCAUUAUCAUGUUCAUGACGCGCAGGGCCGAGUUCAUUGCUUCUGUGGAAAAGGCAGCCCUUGAUGUGAAAGAGUAUGCCCACUGUCGAUACUGGAGAGGUGGAACUUUAACAAACAGGACUCGUUUCGACUACAGGCUGCCAGACCUUGUUAUAUUUUUACAAACACAGAACUUUGCAGCUUCUCCACACAGGGCCAUCAUUGAGUGCUCCAAGUUUAUGAUACCCACCUCAGGGGUAGUGGAUACGAAUUGUGACCCAAGGUUAAUCAGUUUUCCUGUCCCAGCCAAUGAUGACACGCCCUCCUCAGUGCAUUAUUUGCUAUCAUUGUAUAAGAUUGCAAUCUGGCGUGGUAAGCAGGCCAGAAAACUGGCACUGGACCAAAUGGAAGAGAGAGAGAAAACCAAAAAGGUGGAGGAGGUUCAGACUUCAGAGAAAUUAGAGAAAACUGCAACAAAGUCUGUAGGUGGUUCUGGUAAUGUCCCUGACAAACCUCAGAAGAAGAAGCCUACAUUUAUCCAAAAAAAGGGAUCUAAAUAAUAGUAUCUAGUUGUAGCCAACUUUCAGUCCACAGAAUAUGUGGUGUUUUCAUUGAUUAUUUUUUAUAUACUUUCCAUAACAGUUUUACAUUUAAAGAUAUUUCAAGAUUAAAAUCUUCAAGGACGUUUUAUCCUUUGUGAACGUCAAGGUAUUUCCUUGUGGCUGUUGAAUAAGAUAUAAUGGUAAAAUUCUAAAAAUAAAAUAAAAUAAGUAGCUUUAAUAGAAUUCUUUGGUGUGAGCAGGUGGGAGGAGCACAAAAACACAGAAAUGGUCAAAAUACACAACUUUUGCAAACUGACAAUGGCAGAAAAUACUGCUGUUUGCUACAUAUAUUGAAGUGUAAUUAAAUGUUAUGUCCAGCAAUGUGGUGAUCA
Lingula anatina is the source of this 1300-nucleotide messenger RNA. Its product is annotated as small ribosomal subunit protein uS2m. Gene Ontology annotation, cellular component: mitochondrial small ribosomal subunit; ribosome. The record is from RefSeq and is a predicted model, not a curated record. Gene Ontology annotation, biological process: translation. Gene Ontology annotation, molecular function: structural constituent of ribosome. NCBI's taxonomy places the organism in Eukaryota, Metazoa, Brachiopoda, Lingulata, Lingulida, Lingulidae.